Molecule: messenger RNA, 21493 nt
Organism: Lymnaea stagnalis (great pond snail)
Lineage: Eukaryota; Metazoa; Mollusca; Gastropoda; Lymnaeidae
Source: the annotation of a GenBank genome assembly
GCCAGGCAUUGCUGGAGGAGAUAUACACACUUACGGUCCGCCAUCGGACGCGUCAUGAUAGCAUUUCAGUGGACAUAAACCAGGCCUUAAAUGUUACCUCCCCUGAUAUCUUAAAUUAUAAAAAUUCAUUCUGACUUCUGCGUGCACGAUUGCUUUGAAAGAUGUCUCGAGUGAUUCUGACCAUUUUCCUCGUGCUUCGUGGUAAGUCAAUAAAAAAUCUGGCGUGAGUUCUGUAACACUUUUUAAGAAAGAAACCAUUUUUAUCAAUCAUAUCUGCUAAAAAUAUUUUGUGGGGAUCUGCAUAUUUUGAUACGUUGGUCUACACAAAACAAAAACAAAAAAAACAAAAAAGAAAAGGAAAAAAAAAAAGCCGGCUAUCGCUCCGGAGCCCCGGGUUGUCGACAAUUGGUUAACGAAAAAUGUCUUGUCUCCACGUGUCAUGUGAUCUUUUCACGUGAUCUUGUCCCGUGUCUUGUGAUCUUACCAUGUGAUCUUUUCAUAUGAUCUUGUAUCGUGUCUUGUGAUCUUGUCAUGCGAACUUGUCAUGUCAUCAGGUUUCCCAAAUGUUCACUCAGUAUUCUCAUGUGUGACCAGGUCUUGUGUUUUGUGAUAUUCUCAUGUGUCACCAGGUCUUGUGUUUUGUGAUAUUCUCAUGUGUCACCAGGUCUUGUGUUUUGUGAUAUUCUCAUGUGUCACCAGGUCUUGUGUUUUGUGAUAUUCUCAUGUGACACCAGGUCUUGUGUUUUGUAAUAUUCUCAUGUGUCAACAGGUCUUGGGUUUUGUAAUAUUCACAUGUGUCAACAGGUCUUGUGUUUUGUAAUAUUCUCAUGUGACACCAGGUCUUGUGUUUUGUAAUAUUCUCAUGUGUCACCAGGUCUUGUGUUUUGUGAUAUUCUCAUGUGACACCAGGUCUUGUGUUUUGUAAUAUUCUCAUGUGUCAACAGGUCUUGUGUUUUGUAAUAUUCACAUGUGUCAACAGGUCUUGUGUUUUGUAAUAUUCUCAUGUGUCACCAGGUCUUGUGUUUUGUGAUAUUCUAAUGUGUCACCAGGUCUUGUGUUUUGUGAUAUUCUCAUGUGUCGCCAGGUCUUUUGUUUUUCACUUGAAAUGUGGUGAAAAGGUUUAAGAACAUUUUAUGGUACAACGUCCUACAGGCUUAACGCAGCUUACUUCACUGGGUCUCAUAACAGCCGAUAUGUGCGCUGUUGACAAGGAGUGUAUGACUGUUGAAAUUUGGUUGAAAUUUGAAACUAUGGGCCUUUGGUUGUGUACAACACUAGUGAAGAGAUACCUUGUCUGGGCACUUACAAAGAUGCAUUAUGAUUUCACAAAUCUCUACCGAGUUGACCUUGUUAAAAUUAAUAUAUAUAUAUAUAUAUAUAUAUAUAUAUAUAUAUAUAUANUAUAUAUAUGUGUGUGUGUGCGUGUGUGUGUGCGUGUGUGUGUGUGCGUGCGUGCGUGUGUGUGUAAUUUUAAAAUCAUGAGCCAUUCAGCAUGUGAAAUGAAAUAUUAAUUGUAAAUGGAAAGCUCCAUUGUGCUUUUUUUGAAAGACAAAUUAUAAUUACACAAAAUUCUCAGCUAGUACAUUAUUGUUUUUAGAUAGUUGUAAUUUCCUUCAUCUUAGAUUUAGUUUCGCACCAAUCGCCUGUCAGUUUUCUGUCAUUACUUUUUUUAAAGCGAAUAAAUUGUACCAAAAAAGGCAUGUUAAAAGUAUAUACUUGUUCUACAUUUCUCCCCAUUUGGUAGAACACACAUUAGAGAAAAUAUGAAGAUAACUUUGUACACCAGGAACCUGUUCCGUUGUAAUACAUAAUACUUGGAAUGUUCGGGUAUGGGGGGGGGGGGGGCAGCAGCUGACAAUGCCGUGGUUGUUUUUAUUCUAUUUUGAAAUAAAUGAAACCACGAAGUCACAAGGUACAAAAAAAAUAUAUCUAAUUAGCAACGGGUGAAAAGGAAUAACAACAGCGAACUCCGAGAUCCUAGUAAGAGCAGGAGGAAACCGUAAUAGCACAAUUCCUGUGUUUGCGCGCUCGAGCUUCCCGGUAUCGAGCAUUAAUCACCACCUAGGUUCACGUGGAUCCGGUUUGAUAGAUUUAAGAUUUCAUUUCAAAUUAAACCACACCUAGCAACAAUGUUUUUCGUAUAAAUCCUUUAUAAAAUGGUUUUUGUAUAAAUCCUUUAUAAAGUGGUUUUUGCAUAAAUCCUUUAUAAAAUGUUUUUUUGUAAAAAUCCUUUAAAAUGGUUUUUGUAUAAAUCCUUUAUAAAAUGUUUUUUUUGUAUAAAUCCUUUAUAAAUGUUUUUUGUAUAAAUCCUUUAUAAAAAAUUUGUUGUAUAAAUCCUUUAAAAAUGGUUUUUGUAUAAAUCAUUUAUAAAAUGUUUUUUUUGUAUAAAUUCUUUAUAAAAUGUAAUAUCGAGCAAUGGGACGUGGGGGUUGAAAAAUGGGACUAAAAAUGCACUCAAGUAAAACACUUUCUAAACUUUUUCAAGCGCCGCCCCCCCCCCCUCUCAUAUCAAAACAGCAGCACCGUUAAAAAACGCAUGGGUCUUCCCACACCCCCGGCACUGCCUCCCGCACCCCAGGUGCGGGGAGGGGGGGGGCGAGUGCACCCCUAAGUAAGAACCCCUGCUGAAGAAUGACGUGUCACGUGGUCACCCUUGAGAUAGCAUCACGUGGGGUUGUUUUUUUUAAAUAACGCACGGAACCUAUCCAAUAAUGAAAUAGCGACAACAGCAAACUAAAAUGAAUGCAUUGAAUGGACCUUUCAGUUCUACUGACAAAGCCAACGCGCAUUUUUUUAAAUUCGCUUAUAUCGAUUAAGUCAAUUAAACAUUUCACCUGUUUACGCAAUCAAUAUCAUGGCGCUUUCAAUAUUUUAAGAGUGAUCUCACAACAAUAAACAAAAUGUGGGCAACGACCGGUCGAUUAAGGCUUCAUGGGCACCCAUGUAAGGCUUGUCCGCUUUAUUAACUUACCGUCGGCUUGUUCGCUUUAUUAACUUACUGUCGGCUUGUUCGCUUUAUUAACUUACUGUCGGCUUGUUCGCUAUAUUAACUUACUGUCGGCUUGUCCGCUUUAUUAACUUACUGUCAAUGUAAAUGCUACUUUUUGUGUCAAACCUAUACUCUGUGAUGACGGUGAGACAAAGAAACAUCACAGGAACUUUUCGACGUUACAACACUUUACAAAAUAAACGCUUCGGUGAUCAAACUGUUUGUGUUGAGUCAAGGGUGAUCCGACGAACUGAAUAAUGCAUACCACAAGACCUGGGUUACUCGUGGCUUCAGACCCAAAGUCACAUGUAGCUACCGUACUUAACAGUUCAAAAGACACGAAGUCGCAUGUAGCUACCGUACUUAACGGUUCAAAAGACACGAAGUCGCAUGUAGCUACCGUACUUAAGACCCGAAGUCGCAUGUAGCUACCGUACUUAACAGUUCAAAAGACCCGAAGUCGCAUGUAGCUACCGUACUUAAGAGUUCAAAAGACCCAAUCCUGGAGUUGCUACGGAGCUGUGCUUUAAUCAAAACAAAUGAACAAUAAACCAAUUAAAAACAAAAUAAUUAAACAUAAACACAGUAAAGACGUACACGUUAAUAAUAACGAUGUUAAAGACACACAUUAAUAAUCAACACAUUAAUGACACACGCGUUAAUAAUAAACACAUUAAAGACACACAUUAAUAAUAAUGAUAUUAAAGACACAUAUUAAUAAUAGACACAUUAAAGACACACAUUAAUAAUUAAGAUAUUAAAGACACAUAUUAUAAUAAACACAUUAAAUUCACACGCAUUAAUAAUAAACACAUUGGCAACAAACAAAUGAAUGAUAAACACAUCAGUGAAAAACAUCUGAAAGGAAACAUGUUUGCCUGUUUCUUAUUUGAUCAUUUCUAGCCACACAGCUGAAUGUGGAGGGUGCCACAUGUGGGCCGACCACAAGUCUGACUUGCCAGAAAACGGACAAGACGCUGGGCACUUGCAUCAAUGGAACUUGUCAGUGUGAGACUGGAUACUUCCCUAUACGGUCUGGUUGUGGACGUGAGUAAAGGGCCUGGAUACAUAAAUACAAGUUGGGUGGAUGCAUAUGGAUGGACGGCAAGAAGAAUGGAGGGAUACAUGUAUAGAUGGAUCGAGUGAUGGGUGAAUGAGUCGAUAGAUAUAUGGAUUGAUGUGGAGAUGGUUGAUUGAAAUUAUGUGGAUGGUGUCAACGUCUUGCUGUUUGAUCUAUAGAAAAACUGGACAAGCCUACAGCUCAGUGGGAACAAGGAAGAACCAAUGAAGUUCUCGAGGGAAAAAGUGCUGUGUUGAGAUGCUCAUCCGUAGAAGGCGCCACCGUUUAUGAAUGGUUCAAAAAUGGAACAUCGCUUGCCACUGGCCAGACUUACACAAUAACAUCCGCCAAAUCUACAUUGGUAGGAAAUUUCAGGUAUUUCCAAUUCCCCCUCCUGCUUCUAGUGGGGUAGCAUUCUGACGACGCGACCAAAGUAGGCCGUUACCUUGAGAAAAAAGGCAUCUUUUAGAAUAUCGAAAUGUUUUUUGUUUUUGUUUUAAAAUUGAAUAAUGGGUGUAUGAAAAAAAAAAGAAACUACUUGAAAUUAUUUUUGUUUUCUGUUGCUAAAAUUAAUUUAACCCCCAAAAAAUUAACUUUGGAUUUUAAAAACCAAAAUUUCUUUUUGACGUAGACAAACUGGCAAAUUAAAAGAACACUUACUUUAAAGCUCCUUUUUUUCUUGGGAAGGGAAACAGUAGGGGUUGGGGUGGGAGGUUGGGGUGGGGGUGGGAUGAGGGUUGGGGUAGGGUGGGGGGUCGGGGUGCGUUGCACAGGUGGAAGACAGACAUGUAUCAUGUGUUAAGUCUUACCAUGAUGCCACCAUAAUGUACCAUUCUUUGUCCAUUGACUUAAGUUCGUACAGUUGAUAUAGAACCAGGUCUUAAAGCUACUGGUCAUAGCUAUCGCCAUCAUCCUUAAGAGAUCCGUCUGCUUGUACUUCCCAUAGCUGUAAAGCCAAGCUGACCAACGCGGACAGCUACUUGGACUCGGACGGAAGUGACGAAAUCGAGAUCAAACUCCUGGCGAUCUCUGGUGGUAAGGUUAUCGAUAGAAUGUCACGUGUCCGAAAAUAAGAACAAAAACUAACCACUUACCUCGUGCAAAUCGAUAUUUUAAAUAUUCAAGAGUUUGAUCACGUGGCACCUUAAUCCUAGGCCGGGAAGUGUACGGAUUAGAAGAAAUUAAUCCUAGGCCAGGAUGUGUACGGAUUAGAAGAAAUUAAUCCUUGGCCAGGGAUGUGUACGGAUUAAAAGAUAUUAAUCCUAGGCCAGGAUGUGUACGGAUUAGAAGACAUUAAUCCUAGACCGGGGAUGUGUACGGAUUAGAAGACAUUAAUCCUAGGCCAGGGAUAUGUACGGAUUAGAAGACAUUAAUCCUAGGCCAGGGAUGUGUACGGAUUAGAAGACAUUAAUCCUAGACUGGGGAUGUGUACGGAUUAGAAGACAUUAAUCCUGAAUCCUAGGCCAGGAUGUGUACGGAUUAGAAGAACAAUUAUUUACAAGUAAUGCAAUUUAAAAUCUGAACCAAAUUCAUUCAGGAGAAUUUUUUUUUCAAAAGCCACUAAAAUGAUUAAACUUAAGUGUUCUGCCCUUAUCAAACUGUCUUAUCAAAUUGUCUUAUCAAACUGUCUUAUCAAACUGUCUUAUCAAACUGUCUUAUCAAACUGUCUUAUCAAACUGUCUUAUCAAACUGUCUUAUCAAACUGUCUUAUCAAACUGUCGUAUCAAACUGUAUUAUCAAACUGUCUUAUCAAACUGUCUUAUCAAACUGUCGUAUUGCAGUUAUAAUUUUACGGAUACACGUAUUCGCUAUAGAUUCAACGCACCUCUACGGAUCGCUGUCACAAUGCGCCUGGUAUCAUGGGAACCACGCCCCAGGUGCCUGACAGUGCACGGAAGAACGGUUCUCUGAUAGAAGGCGGAAAGGCCGUGGGUAAAGGGAGGAGAGACGUUGGGAGGCAACAAGGGGGUUGAUGAAAUGGCAAGAGUGUGGGCAAGGGAGGAGAGACGUUGGGAGGCAACAAGGGGGUUGAUGAAAUGGCAAGAGUGUGGGCAGGGGAGGAUUAUUGAUUAAGUUUGAAUGUUUAGAAAUAAUGAAACAGGCAAACAAGCAAAUACAAACUUUCUAAAAAAUAAGAUGUCGAUCAGUUGCUCACCCCCUCUUGCUUAGUUUUUAAGGUGCCGAGCGUUGACUGAAUGAAGCACCAAAAGAAAACAUACUUAUUAGAUAAAGGGCUCUAGCGUAGUGACCAGGAGAAUAUUAUAUGGGGGGGGACUUUUUGAGGUGGUGGGGGCGCAGAAGUUUGCAUUGGGAGUUUAAUGGAGAUAUGUUGCGAGGGGUUCUGGGUGGAGAGGUGAUUUGUGUAAUGACGUGUAAUUUGGUGAUGGAGGGGACGGGCCGAUGGAGAAGAAGUGAUUCUUUAGGUGUUAAACUUUGUGUGGGUGGAGUGGGGCGAGGGGAAGAAAAGGGGGGGGGGAGGGGUUGACGUUUGGUUUCGGGUAACGUUAAGAAUUGAUGAAACACACCAUCAAACAAAUCAAUGCGGGUCUAACAUGAAAAAAAAAAAUUAAUAAUAACUGGUUGAUUUUCUGAACAGCGUACCUUUCCAUGUAUUCCCGGGCAACACCGGGUCUCAUUUCUAGUUAUAAACAAGCCAUGCACUUCCUAUAUCCACCCAGCCGUGUCCAGCAGUAAACCAGUAGCAGUGGUGCCAACACGCUACAUCUUCAAUAACAAAGCCGUCAGCUUGACGUGCACCAAUGUGCCCAUGGGCUAUGACGUCAGCACGAAUGUAGUCUUCGAGGUAAACAGUUAAUGGCGCCCGUAAUUAGAUGACCAGUAUUACCUUAAGCGUUACUGAGCUACUAUGUCAGAACCAAGCACUGACUGCUUAGAACAGGCACUCAGCUUGACGCCAAUAGCACAUGCAUACAUCUAAUUGGUCUAAGUUACGUACUUUUUAACGAUUAUAUAUUUAUACACAUUUGUGCUAGUAAAGUUUUAUUUUGAUGAUAUUUUUAUGCUAAAUAAAUUCACUUGGAAUAGUGCAAAUCGAUAAAAUAACUAAGAACUUUCGCCCGUACUAUUAGAAAGUCUGUCAAACAACACACCACAUUCCAUUAGAAAGUCUGUCAAACAACACACCACAUUCCAUUAGAAAGUCUGUCAAACAACACACCACAUUCCAUUAGAAAGUCUGUCAAACAACACACCACAUUCCAUUAGAAAGUCUGUCAAACAACACACCACAUUCCAUUAGAAAGUCUGUCAAACAACACACCACAUUCCAUUAGAAAGUCUGUCAAACAACACACCACAUUCCAUUAGAAAGUCUGUCAAACAACACACCACAUUCCAUUAGAAAGUCUGUCAAACAACACACCACAUUCCAGUGUUAAGCACCACUUGUUUUAAUAGCAUCAUGACACAAUCUCACUAAGCACUCUGAAACUAUCUUACAUAGCACCCUGACAAUCUCACUAAGCACUCUGAAACUAUCUUAAAUAGCACCCUGACAAUCUCACUAAGCACUCUGAAACUAUCUUACAUAGCACCCUGACAAUCUCGUCGAGCACCCUGAAAAGCUCACAUAGCCUCCUGGAACUAUUUGCCCUAGCACUAUGAAACUAUCUGCCCUAGCACUCUGAAACUAUCUGCCCUAGCACUCUGAAACUAUCUGCCCUAGCACUCUGAAACCAUCUGCCCUAGCACUCUGAAACCAUCUGCCCUAGCACUCUGAAACCAUCUGCCCCAGCACUCUGAAACCAUCUGCCCUAGCACUCUGAAACCAUCUGCCCUAGCACUCUAAAACCAUCUGCCCUAGCACUCUGAAACUAUCUGCCCUAGCACUCUGAAACUAUCUGCCUUAGCAAUCUGAAACUAUCUGCCUUAGCAAUCUGAAACUAUCUCACUUAGCACCCUCAGGCUCACUCACGUAGCCCCCCGUCAUUAUCUCGCUCGUCACCCUAAAAAUCUCAGUAAGCACACCUUCUUAUAAUCGAUGACGCCAUUCUCAUAGCAGAGUUUACACAAUCUCUCAUAGCAUUAUUUUACAUCUACUUUAUAAAUUUAUACUAUACCUACUAUAUUUUUUAUACUCUAUAUUAUCUCACAUAUCACUCUGAAACUAUCUCACAUACCACACUGACACUAUCUUACAUAAAAUCCCGAGACUAUCUCACAUAACACCCUGACACUAUCUCACAUAACACCCUGACACUAUCUCCACAUAACAUCCUGACACCAUUGACAAUUACCCGGCUCCCCCACCCACCCCCCUCUCCCAAAGGACACAUCGACUCCUGCCAAGACCAUCUCCUCCCCUGUCAACGUAAACAGCUCCAAUGCCGGCUCAAACGUCACGUGUCGGCUGACCGACACGACAGUCAGCUACACGGCGCCAAAAAGUGAUGCGGUCCCCUUACCGGAAAUAGUAUGUGAGUAUUCAUAGCGAUUGCUGCCCGUUUGUUAGAAAGUGUACGACAUUAGCCAACGUCUUGUACCAUGUCGCAUUGUACGCAGUGGGCUGAGAUUUUUCUUUAAACUUGAGAAAAGAGUUCUGUUACAUUGUUCAAUUGUGUUUUUUUUUAUUUUUUAAGUUUAAUUAUUGCCAUAAAACGAUAAUUUGAUAAAGCCACAACCGCUGUCCCAUGCCCAUCACAUCAUAACCCUCUCCCCCCAAAUAAAGCCACCAAGCCCCCACCCCUUCCACAUCAAACAUACUUUUACCAUAGUUCUCUUCUUUCAACGUAUACCACUGUGCUAUCAUUUUAACAUAUGCCAUAGUGCUACCCUUUCAACUUAUAUCAGGGUGCUACCGUUUCAGCGUAUACUGUGGUGCUACCAUUCAAAUUAUACACCUGUGCUACACAGGGGCAGUGAUUAUUUCAGAAAUUUUCCCGGGGGGGGGGCACUGCCUCCCCCUCCCGUAGAUAUAGAUGAAAGAAACCCUUUACAGGGGCGUCAUUUCAGGGGUUUUUUCGGGGCAGGGCAAAAGCAUAAUUUCCUCGGUUUGUUAAGUUGUUUAUUACUGGAGGCACCACAGUACAAAACAAUUUAAAUAAAACCUGCAAAUUCAGAGGAGGGGGGAGGAAUGCCCCUCCCCACCCUACCCAAAUGACGCCCCUGGUGCUACAUUUGUCCUGUCAAUAUCCACUACGUGCAGCAUUCCCUUUGAGGAGUUCAGUCAAUGAUUCUCCUAUCAACAGCUGACAUUGUCAACGUGACCAUCACUGGGGGACCUGCGAGGACGACUGUCUACUCGUCACAGGCAACUGUCAGUCUGACAUGUCAGACGGUACCAGAUGUGCAGUACAUAAACGGGGCCGUGAUUUUCAUCUGGCAGGUACAAGUCUUUGAAUGGGGACGUCGUCCUAUAUCGUUCAAAAUAUAGAAAUAUGAAUGUCGAUGAAUGUGAAGUUCGAGGAAUGUAAAGGUUUAGCAACUUUUAGGAUGACUGUAAUGGUGUACGAAUGUGAAGGGAUAUCAAUGUAAUGGUGUACGAAUGUGAAGGGAUAUGAAUGUAAUGGUGUAUGAAUGUGAAGGGAUAUGAAUGGAAAGGUGUAUAAAUGUGAAGGGAUAAGAAUGUAAUGGUGUACGGAUGUGAAGGGAUAUGAAUGUAAUGGUGUAUGGAUGUGAAGGGAUAUGAAUGUAAUGGUGUAUGAAAGUGAAGGGAUAAGAAUGUAAUGGUGUAUGAAUGUGAAGGGAUAUGAAUGUAAUGGUGUAUGAAUGUGAAGGGAUGUGAAUGUAAUGGUGUACGGAUGUGAAGGGAUAUGAAUGUAAUGGUGUACGAAUGUGAAGGGAUAUGAAUGUAAUGGUGUACGAAUGUGAAGGGAUAUGAAUGUAAUGGUGUAUGAAUGUGAAGAGAUAUGAAUGUAAUGGUGUAUGAAUGUGAAGGGAUAUGAAUGUAAUGGUGUAUGAAAGUGAAGGGAUAAGAAUGUAAUGGUGUACGGAUGUGAAGGGAUAUGAAUGUAAUGGUGUAUGGAUGUGAAGGGAUAUGAAUGUAAUGGUGUAUGAAAGUGAAGGGAUAAGAAUGUAAUGGUGUACGGAUGUGAAGGGAUAUGAAUGUAAUGGUGUAUGGAUGUGAAGGGAUAUGAAUGUAAUGAUGUACGGAUGUGAAGGGAUAUGAAUGUAAUGGUGUAUGAAUGUGAAGGGAUAUGAAUGUAAUGGAUAAUGAAUGCGAAGGCGUUUGAAUAUGGUGGUGUGUGUAUGAAUAUGAAAGUUAAGGACCGUGGACAGUUAGGGUGUACGAAUGUGAAGGUGUAAAAAUGUGAAGUAUGCCGAGAGUUACUCACCGAUUCACUGGACGCAGAAUUAAUUUCUGAAGCACAGCGUGCGUCCAAUCCGAGUCAGUUAAACGUCAAGACAGAGUCCCCGUUCAGUUACUGUGGACAUACAUAACACAAAACUGUUAUGGCCUUCUUCCAGCUUGUGGAAAUAGUGAAAUAGUUCUACUAUGUGUCAUAACUAAAAAUAAAAACUUAUUAUAGCAAACUUUUAAAAAUACCAAAAAAUAAAUAAAUAAAUAAAUAACAAAAAUAAAAAAAUACCAACAAAAAACUGUUGCAUUGCUUGAUCAAUUUAUUUAUGCAUGAAUUAAUUAAAGUAAAAUGUCACAUUCUAUUUUUUUUUUAAAGUUCCAACAUGUUACUCUUUGACAUUCUAUUGUGUUUUAUGCUCUUAAUUGUCGCGCACAAAAAAAAUAUUCUAAAUAAUGUUUAUCACGAGCUCUGUCAGGUUGGUGCUGGGGGUGGGAGGGGGGCCUAGGGCUAUGGGGUCAUGGAUGUGUUUAUGUCAAGUGGGCGAUGCCCGGAAAAAAGUUUCAUAAGGUCAAAAUGUCUAGCUCGAUUUCCUUAAAGUUUAGUCGCGUAGCUGAAAAGAUUGGAACGCUCUAAAUUAAUCGGGGCAUUCAUUUAUUUAGCAGGGUUCAAAACAAAAGAAGAAAAAUUUAGAUAUUGUUUUGAAUUAGCCGCGAGUGGGUCUGUUUCGUUUCAUAUAAUGAUCGUCAUAGUUUUAUAUGUUCAAUCUUUUUUUUUUUUGUGCAAGGGUCUCCAAGGCGACGAAUUCAAUUCUGUAGCUUUAAAUCACUCCCGAUCACCUCAUUAAGCCUGCAAUUAUUUCUCACGACCUGUGUGUCUGUGGUGUGAUGUAAGAGGAGCUUUUCAAAACAUGAACCAUUACAAAGCGCUAUUUGCGAUCUUGAAGUGUGGGACAGUCCUGGGUUUUUUUUUGGUUUUUUUUUUUUUUUGGUCCCGCGACUUUUUAGAAGUGAGAAGGUGAAGAAUGCUAACUUUUAUGAAUUGAUUGGUGGAUUAGCAUCUUUAAAGAGCUAAGGGGUAAGUAAAGUCUUACCAUUUUACACCACCGCUAGUGACGCGUCUGCCGGAAUGGAUCAAAAUGUUUGCCACCCCCCCCCCACUUUUUUUUUUCGCCUCGAUAAAAACCCUGUGCAUCUGUGCAUCUGUGCAUCUGUGCAUUUAGCAGAAACUGCCGCCCCUCCAUAUAAAGAAAAAAAGUGCCACCUGUGGCGUACCACACCCUCCGCGCCCCUUGUUCCGUUUACUAUAUAGACCCGUGGUUCUCAACCUUCCCGAUGCCGCGACCCUUUAAUACAGUUCUUCAUGUUGUGGUUACCCCCCCCCCCCAACCUUAAAAUUAUUUUCUUUGCCUCUUCAUAAAUGUCUUCCGAUUUCCGAUGCUCUUGGACGACCCAAGGGGGUCGCGACCCACAGGUUGAAAACCGCUGGUGGCAACGAAAGAGUUAACUUGCCAUGUGACUAAUUCUCUGAUGUCCACCGCCAAAAUUGACCACGCCUGUCUUUUUCUUUUAAAAACUUUGCAUGUGGGGUCAGUGGGGUUUGUGGAGACCAAGUCAGUUAACUAUAAGUAAUGUCUCCCAGAAGGAAAAUAGUACUUGACUUAACGUAUUUUUUUUCCUCCACCCACCAGGAUCACGGCCAACAGGUCGAGGGUCAAACCAGUAAAGUAUUGGUCGUGCCGAAGUUAGAAACAACCCACGUCAUCACCUGUAGCGUCAUUAUCAAAACCUUGAGUUCUUCCACAAAUGACGUCACCAUUGUCAUGAGUAAGAAGUUCCUAAUAAUUUUGUCCCUUACAUUUUCUUUUUCGUAUCUAAACGUUCGACUCAUUUAAGAGUGCAGCCUUUAUUAGCUCAGUUACUAUCCCCUGACCUUGGAGAUCCCAAGGGAUCCGACUCCUGUACCCGACUCCUGUACCCGACUCCUGGACCCGACUCAUGUACCCGACUCCUUUACCCGACUUCUGCUCAAAGGAAUAACUAGGCAAACGUUUUUAAUGUCAUGUUGACAUCGAGAUGGCAUCAUUUCUUAAUGUCAUGUUGACAUCGCGAUGCCAUCGUUUUUUUAUGUCGUGUUGACAUCUAGAUGCCAUCAUUUCUUACUGUCAUAUUGACAUCGCGAUGCCAUCGUUUCUUACUGUCAUGUUGACAUCGAGAUGCCAUCAUUUCUUACUGUCAUGUUGACAUCGAGAUGCCAUUAUUUCUUACUGUCAUGUUGACAUCGAGAUGCCAUCAUUUUGUUUUGUCCCUAGACGACACCUACCUUGCCGCUCCGGUAAUCCUAGCCAGCAACCUGGCGCCGUUUGCAGGAUCUCGUGCUGUGCUGACCUGCGGUGACGUCACACCAGGGGCGGCAACUUACGGCUGGACCAAAGGGGGCGUUCCGAUCGUUCGACAGUUUGACCGGACCAUCCAGCUGGACAACUUUGUGGCGGCAGACGCCGGGGUCUACACGUGCACCGUGACCAAAGAUGGCUUUUCGGUUACAUCUGACCCAGUUACUCUGACGUUAUCAAGUGAGUGUCGUAAAAGGUCCGACAUAAUAUAUUCAAUAUUUGACAUAGUUAUAUUCAUCAUAUGGAUAAUCUCAAAUCGAAAGUCUACUGGGGAGCUCUCUUCUAUUUGGACACAUAAAAUGUAAGAGUCAAAUCACUUUACGUACCUCCAUUUAAAAAAAAAAUCUUAUUACUCCCCCACCCUACCCUUAAGUUAUUGUUUCGUUAUAUUCGCUGUGACAUUUUGGGACAUAUUGCGCUAUUAAAGCACCUUACAGUUGAUUACCGCCCAUCAACAAUUAUAUUCUCUUCUUUUCAUUGUUGAAAUGUGACGUUAUGCAUUUGUCUUACAUUUUCAUUUUAUUUUGUUUCUCAUAGCACCCAUACACCAUCCAGCAUAUCACACAGAAACCAUCUCACACAGCACCCAGACAACGUCUCAUAAAGCACCCAGACACCAUGUCACAUAGAAACCCAGUUACCAUCUCACUUAGCACCAUGACACCAACUCUCAUAGGGUCAUGACACAACCACGCAUAGCACAUGACAUUAUCUCUUAUAGCACCCUGGCACAAUCUCUUAUAGCACCCUGGCACCAUCUCUUAUAAUAAGGACGUCAUUUUGACGGGUUUAUUUAAUUUGCCAUGCCCUAUGGCGCCCUUAGUAAUAAACAACUUAAAAAGCAGACCAAGUUUUAGUUUUGUCCCCCCCCCACCCCCCCCCCUUUAAAAAACUUGAAAUGACGAACCUGUCUCUCAUUAGCACUCUGAAACCAUCACUCAUAGCACCAUAACACGUCUCUCAUAGCACCAAGACACCGUCUCUCUUAGCACCCUGACACCAUCCCUGAUCUUUCUGUCACAUUCUCAUUCACAUUUUAUUUACAGCCGGUCUGUCGACGCCAGUCAUCACCAGAAACGACACCGCCAAGACGUUCGGUGAGCUGGGCGACUACCAGCUCAUCUGUAACACAGUCUCCUACACUGUUGGGAUGGCCUUUGUCUGGAAAAAGUAAGUGAGUCCUCGUGUCUGGGAGAAAACGGCUUAAUCUCAUAAUGCGUGAUAUAAGCUUGGAUUCGGUGCAGUGUUGAUCAGAGCUGCAGAACACGCCACUCGGAACCCUCACUUCUUCAAUCCCACAACAUCUCAGUACCCUCACUUCCUCAAUCCCACAACAUCUCAGUACCCUCACUUCCCCAAUACCACAGCAUCUCAGUACCCUCACUUCCCCAAUCCCACAACAUCUCAGUACCCUCACUUCCUCAAUCCCACACCAUCUCAGUACCCUCACUUCUUCAAUCCCACAACAUCUCAGUACCCACACUUCCUCAAUCCCACAACAUCUCAGUACCCUCACUUCUUCAAUCCCACAACAUCUCAGUACCCUCACUUCCUCAAUCCCAGAACAUCUUAGUAUCCUCACUUCCUCAAUCCCACAACAUCUCAGUACCCUCACUUCCUCAAUCCCACAACAUCUCAGUACCCUCACUUCCUCAAUCCCAGAACAUCUCAGUAUCCUCACUUCCUCAAUCCUACACCUUCUCGGCCCCAUAACUAGGAUUGCUUAUCAUCAACAUUGAAAAAAACCUAAUAAAAAAAAAACAACACAAUACAUUUUGGUUUGAAGUAUAAGAGCAAAAAAUAAGUUAGAAAUCAAGAGAGUCUAACUAAAUUUCAAUACAAAUAAUAGUUUUUACUCCGAAUCUGAGUUGGGUAAGAAUCAAGUGUUUCCCAGCCUGAUCAUGCUGUGAGAGGACAUUUCAGGGGACGUUCAAUGAAACGUGAUUACAUGAGCAGAGGAGGGGGGGGGGUGCGAAAAUUAUUGACAUUAAAGUUAUGACAUAAAAAUAUAUUGUUAAUUAUUUUAUAAUUUCCGCAUCAACAUUUCCAUAUAUAUAAUAUAUAUGUAUUCAAUGCUGGAUUAAGUCCUGCUGAUGCCCCCCCCCUCAUCCACCCCCAUCCAAAGCAGGCUAAAUUGUGGGUUUCCUCUUGUAAAUAUCUCUCGUGCUUAAUGUCAUAUCCAACAAUUCUGAGUUUGAGUCUUGCAAAAAAAACGAUCCAACUUUUUCACAAUUUGAAUGCCAGUGUUUCAAAUAUACAAAAUAAAUACAUACAAUCAUGACGACUUAACUUGUUUGAAAUUGUUUCUUAGGCCAGUGGGCCAUUUAAAAAAGAAUUCUCGCUCCCCAUAGUUUUAAAAACCUGGCUACGCCCAGUGGCGUAGCGAGGGUGUUUGGCGCCCGGUGACAAGAUUCGCGCCCGGGGACAAGAUCCAUUUUUAGCGCCCCUUUUUCUUUUUUUUCAACUCUCAAACCCAUUAUUUUCAUCAAUAAAAUAAUAUCAAAGCACAUUUUGGCGCCCCUAACUAGCUGGCGCCCGGGGACAUCUGUCCCCCCUGCCCCCACCAAGCUAUGCCUCUGGCUACGCCACUGCCCAAACGGGUUGGUGGUACAAUCAUAAAAUAGGAAUUUUUUUUCGUAAAUUAAGGACAAGCACAUUCUACCUAGUAUAUAACUUACUUGUGACUAUCAAACAUAACGGUGUCAAUUUAGUUAAACAAUCAUUUUUUAAAAGAGUUAUAUACAUUCAUUUAUGUAAUGUUCUUGUAUUUAUAAAAUUGCAAUGUUCUUGAAUUUAUGAAAAUGCACUGUUCUUGUAUUUAUGUAAUUAAAUUAGCACAAUGUAAUUUAUAUUACAUGUUCUUUUUCUCCAGAUGUACCACAGUGCUUGGCGAAACUUCGAGGAUCUACCAAAUAACAAGGGCUACUCGUGAGGCUGACCAGAGUUUGUACAUGUGCCAGGCACACUUUAACUCCAUCCAAAGUGCACUGAGUGCACCGUACGAGGUCAUUAUAUCAGGUCAGUCACGUUGGAAGGAAAUUUGGAUUGUAUUUCAGUUUUUAAGGCAAAAGAAAAAAACAAUUCCUCUGUGUCCACAACCAAAGCUGAGCCCUGGACUGAUGACUUCAAUCUAUAGUCAGCAAGACGAAUGGUAUAUUAUACUAGGGCUUAACCAAGUGCAAUGUUUUACUCUGGUCCCGGUAUUUUCAUAAAAUACCCGAUGGGUUCCAAGUGGUACACAAAAAAAAAGAGUUAACUUCUCAUUUUCUAUAAUAAGCAACGAAAUCUACUGCCCCAUGUCGUAGUGAGAGGGCAUUGCCUUCGUCAAGCCGGAUCCCGAAAUAGAGAUGACGUUGUACAAAAACCCGUCGACAGAGAAGAUACUGUCAUUCAUUUUAUAGUAAAGACUUGGGAAACAACAGUAGCAGGAUAACGAAAAUAGCAAUACCUUCCAAAAGCUGUGACAUUUUAAAAAAAUCCAUUUCUAUUUAUUUUUUUUUUUUUUAAUCCACCUAUUUACCAAAGUUCUGACGUCACACAUGAAGCUCGCUGCGUGACAGCUUUUUUUUCACUUCGCACUAUUAAUAUAAAAACAUGUGCUUUGAAGAGGAAGCAGGACACACCAGAAGCACGUUUCAAGCAAGCAAGAAGACAUCACAAACGUUGAGAUAUUCAGCUUUGCUUCGCCUCUUCCAUUUUUUUUUCUCUUUUGUUUCAAUGCUUAAUUGUAUUUCCGGACAUCCUUUAAAGUUCUUACUGACAUUGACAAGGUCAUUUCUGGGUCAAAUGUUUGACCGAAUGUCCUUAAAUCUACGGACUGUUUUGUAGCUUUACUUCAAGUCUUAUUUCUUUCUCGUUUAGCCGCUGGUCUCCUCUGCGCCACGAGUACAGAUUGCCCUGGGGCACCUGCCUACACGGGGGCAUGUGAUUCAACUACAAACAGAUGCACUUGCUCUAAAAAUUAUAAGGCUGUUGGUAAUGUUUGUGAAGGUAAACAGCUCAGUGUGUGUGUGCGCGUGGGUGUUUAUGUGUGUUCGUUUGUGCGUUUGUGUGUAUGAGCGUGUGUUUAGUUUAAAAAAAAAAAAAAAAUUAUUUCCCUCAAAAUUAUUUUAAAUGGCCAUAUAUUUUUCUUUGAGCUGGUGCUUUAUUAAAUAAGUUAAGCAUUUCUUUUGGUAUACAAGAGGGUGAUGCUUAAAUAAUGUUAUGCUUGACAUAUCGCACUUAUUUGCUCCAAUAGUCAUUAAUUCUUUGUCUCUUUUAUUAGUUGCUUUGCUUUACAUUUACCGGUAAUUUGCAUCAGAAGGAUUGCUAAAAGGAUGACCUCCCUUGCUGGCUAAAUCACGCAGCGUUGGCGGGGUGGGGGGGGGGGAUUGAUAGAUUGGAUUAUUUUUUUAUAACUGAUUUAUAACAUUUUGUUAAUGGUCAUAUUUUUUCUUUCUUCCUUCCUUUUUAAAAAAAAAUAAAGGGGGGGGGGGGGGGGGGGGGGGGGGGGAUUGAUAGAUUGGAUUAUUUUUUUAUAACUGAUUUAUAACAUUUUGUUAAUGGUCAUAUUUUUUCUUUCUUCCUUCCUUUUUAAAAAAAAAUAAAUAAAAAUCCUAGCCAUUCCUUCAACAACAACAACCACUACUACUACUAUCACUACAACGCUAGCAACAACAACAAAUUACGCUGGUAAGAUAAUGUAUUUAGUUGGUACGAAAUUUACGCGUGACUCUCCAAUUUGUGUUAAGAUGAGUUGAUUAUAUUUUCUAUGACUUUUUUUUUGUUUGUGAAGAUUUUAGUCUCACUCAUUAGUCUUUUAUUUUAAUAUUUUCAUACCUUGUAAAUAUACUAUUUUAAUUUUAAUUUUAUUUCAUUGAACGCAUUGAAUGGCAACCUACUUAUUACUUUUUUUUUUUAUAUUGAUCGUAAUAAAUGUUGAGCUAUUAAUUUCUGAAUACUUCAAGAAAAAAAUAAUCACUUCUACACCACUUCGAAGUGUAACAAAGUGGAAAUGUUUGUCAUUAGUUUAUAAACGUUGGCUCUUUCAUCUGUUAAUCUCUUGAUUCAUCAUCAUCACUUUGGCGAAACAUUGCAACCACAAUGACGUCGUCGUGCUAUUAUUAAAAUAUCAAUCUAAUUUGACAUUUAAAAAUGCCGAUCGAUUUUUCUUUCUGAAACAAUCAAGUAAUGAAUUGGGCAACUGUCCAUUUAAUAUUCCAGUGGAAAAAACAACAUGGCAGCAUCUCGUUAACACUUUAAAAAAAAAACACACAAAAAAACAAAAAAAACUUGACUUUGAAUGUAUCUUUCACUCUGGCAUUGUUUCCUGUCAGCCUCCACAACCCUACCUGGACGGGUGUGCUCACUGGACAGUGACUGCCCCACAUCUGCAGCCUACACGGGCAGAUGCAAUGCCACCACACACCGCUGCCCGUGUGCCACGAAUUAUCUGUUGAAGGGAGAAGAGUGCAAAAGUAAGAAACAUUCACAUUCAAAAUAUUUACCGUACCAGUGUGUGCACAGUGAAUGUGUGUGUGUGUUUUGUGGACAUGGGCGCCCGCAGAAAACUUUCUAGGGGGGGGGGGGCAAAAAAAUAAAUUAACUUUCCAGGGGGGGGGGGCAAACAAUUUUUAGUAAUGUUUUAAUAAAGUUUUAAUUUACUGUAGCGUAUUUGUAUGGUGAACGAACGGACAGGAACCAGCUUAGUUACUUUCUCUUUAUUUUCUCUUUACUUUAAUAAAUUUUUUGUCUAUUUUUGUCUAAAAAUUUUUUAUCCAAUCAAUCCAGGAGGGGGGGGGGGCAAGUGCCCCACCUUGCCACUACCUGCGGGCGCCCAUGUUUGUGGAUGCUUUUUUCUUUUCUUCAAAUACUCUUUGUACCGGUACAUAGAUUCAACGCAUAGUAAAAUAUCAACAGAACCGGUGUAUAUGAUACGUGUAUUUUGGCCGAGAUGUGUGGCCACGGCCAGAUGUCCUUGAAAUUAGCAGUGCAUAUAUUGUUACUGUGGUCGACCAUUUCACUUACCUCAAAUGUCAUGCACGUUUUGUCAAUGACAAAUGGCCAAUAAGGACACCACUUUACUCUAGCACCUACCAACUUAAAAUAAUGUGGCACUUAAUGGAAGGAAACCAGUUCUUCGGCCACUAUUACCAUUAGUUCUCAACUGAGAUUUUGUCUUUGCAAAACAAAAAAAAGAACGUUAAAUACUUAGAACGUAGUAUGUCAAAUCCUGAAUAGCUGACAUGACAAAUAGGUUUCUGCUGUAAUCAUUCAUCGGCAAAUACAACAAUACAAAUUGUAUUUAAAAAAGACGAAAGAUGAUAAAAUCAAAACUUCGCUUAGAGCAGUGGUUCUCAGCCUGUGGGUCGCGACCCUUUCGGAGUUUGAGCGACCAUUACACACGGGUUGCCUAAGCCCAUCGGAAAAGACAUAUUUAUGAAGAAGCAACGAAAAUAAUAUUAUGGUUGGGAGUUACCACAACAUGAGUAACUGUAGGGUCGCAGAAUUAGGAAGGUUAAGAACCACUGGAUUAGAGGUUUUAUACAAAUCAAAAAAAAAAAACAACUAGACAAGUUCAUAAAGUCGAAUUUUUGUUAUUGUGUUUUUUAUUUUUUUUUUUUUUUUUUUUUUUUUUUUUUUUUUUUUUUUUUAAAAAAAAAAAAAAAAAAAAAAAAAAAAAAAAAAAUAAAUAAGUUGAAUUUUUGUUAUGGGGUCAUUUAAUUUUUUUUUUUUUUUUUUUUUUUUUGAUAAUAUUUUGCCGAACGACAAAGAAAUUGUGAGACAAAAACUAAUGCAAAGAGAUGACGCCUUUGACGUCAUUACGUGUUUUGUUAAAUUUCUGUUUUGGAUUCACUACCAUUAUUUUUGUUAAUAGACUUGCAUUUUCCUUAAUUUGACGAUUGGCAUGUUUAAAUUAAGUUUUAUUGGUUAAUUAAUUAUAAUUUUAAAAUUUCAUUGGUUGGGUAAUUAUAAUCUUUUAAUUUUCCCGCCAUACUUGAACAUGGAAUUACCAUGGACUGCAUUGUAUUGUAUGCAUUUCUGGAUAUUCUUUUCGGUGGUACCUGAAAGUGUAUAAAAGUGUAUUCUAUGAAACUGUAAGUUGGGUUUUCAUUAUUUAUUUAUUUUAUAAUGAUUUUUUAUUGUUUUUGUUCAUUUUGAUAUAUUUCUUGCCACAUUGUGCAACUGCACGAGAAUUAAAUACAUUGCCGUCAAUUUUCAAAUAUGGCGGUAAAAAAUAAAAAAGUAUAAUUAUAAUUCAUCAAAUAAUAACAUUUUGAUACAAAACAUGCCAUCGGCGUAUGAAUACUAAUACUAAUAUAUUAAAAAAAUAAGUCUCUAAAAAUAAAUAAAGGGAAGUGACUACUACACGGAAACUUCAAUAAUCACAUAAAUGACGUCAUGGCAUGUCUUCUUUGCAUUAGACUCUUAUCAUUCAUGUUUUUUUUUUUUAAGGCCAGUAUCAAUUACAUGUUUUUUUUAAAAUAAAUUUCUUUUUCUUUAAUUUUUUUUUUACAUUCCAUCUAGGUGGCAGCGGAGAGACGGCGUAUUCCCUAAUAUUUAUCAUGUUAAACAUCGGACUUUCCCGUUUAUUUUGACAGUGCGCAAGUCAAUGUGUGUAAAGACGUCAUAUUAUGCGUAAAUACAUGACAGUAUGGAAUGAAUACUUAACUUUUCCUGACAAUCAAAUUCUAAAAAUUGAAUAACAAAGCCAUUUAAUAAUAUUUUUUAAGGAAAAUGGGCUAAAAAUUAUAUAUCCUCUUACUACGUUGGGGCUGGGCUAGGACUGCCGUUUGCAGUUGCAGUGAUAAGACAAGUGAUGCUAACAUGUGAUUGUGGUAUCAUUCAUGCCCUUAGCUUAAAGUGCUAUCACCGAUGCCCGUAGCUACAGUGCUAUCCCUAAUGCAAUUUACAACAGUGCUAUCACUGUUGACCUUCAUCUAAAAUGCUAUCUCUGAUACCCUUAGCCUCAGUGCUAUGUCUGGUGCUAUUUAGUCAUUCAUACUCUGAUGUUAAUGGAGAUGAUGACACCAGACUCCCGAGUCAAUGAACUUAAACAGAAAAUAGAAGAAUAGCGAUUUGUAUUUAUGAUAAUUUUUUGGUCUACUGUUAGAUGGUAUUUUCAUAAAUUCAACAGCACUGUUGCAGACCUGUUAACUCUUACGAUUUGGGCGUACGAUUUUGAGAUGCAUACAUUACAUAUACUGAAUGUUUAUUUUUUUACUAUUAAGAUAAUGUAUUGAACUACUUUGUGAUGAUAUUGUACGAUUUUAAGAGUUUGGGGGUAAACAGGUCUGCUGUUGUUAAUUCAGGACUAUUGAUAAAUUAAAACUAUUGGUCAACAAGAACUAUUGGUAAAUCAGAACUAUUGGUAAAUCAAAACUGUGUUUGAAUACUUAUUGCUACUUUUCCAAGUUUACGUGAAGGUUUUAAAGAAGACAAAAAAAAUUUAGAUGUAGGCCUGUUUGAAUCGCUUUUGCUUCAUUGCAAUGGGCCUCAAAAUUUAAUCAGUCCAAGGCCCCCAGUUAACAAAAUCCGGGGCCCUGCAUGUACAAUUUAUCGAAGUAUUUAUUUAAGAUGCGUUUGUUGAAUAACGACUUGUAAUUGUUGUAAUACAGCUUAAGUUAGGGUUAUUUAUUUAUUUUAGAUCAAUAUUACGCCCAAUGAAUAUUUAAAUUCUCUUAGUUUAUUAUAGUCAAGCGUAAAGUACCGAGGAAAAAAUAAAAAUGUGGAUGUUAAAGUGCGUAUGGUUACUUAAAUGUAUAGCAUCAUAACAUGUGCUCCAUAGCCUUUGUUGUAAUCGGGAAAAGAGC